Coregonus sp. 'balchen' is the source of this 1330-nucleotide messenger RNA. The record is from the annotation of a GenBank genome assembly. NCBI's taxonomy places the organism in Eukaryota, Metazoa, Chordata, Actinopteri, Salmoniformes, Salmonidae.
AUGGUAAAGGGUUUUAUGCUUAGCUUUUGGCAUUCAUUCCCUGUGAGAGCUCUGUUUUACAAACCCGUUGCAUUUGAGAUAAGUGAAAAAGAACCUGGAAGGCAUUCGUUUUUUGCAUAGCCUCAGGCUAAACCUGCUGCUUACAGAGGCAAAAAACGAAGUAGAAGAUAUAAAGACUGUGAAAACGCCUGAGAAAUGAAACAGCUGUCUUGCGUGUUAGCUAGGUGUCACACUAAUGCUGUUGCUGGGCACUACCCUGUCCUCGAACCAAGUUCUGUAAGGCAAUUUUCGGACCGAAAAGAUAAUGCGGGUUCCUGGAAUCCUAAAUGAAACAGUGAAUUAAAUGAGAAUAUAAGUCACACUUUCCAGUCUGUUGGAUUUUUGCUGUGGAGAUAAAGACACCCUGUUAUGUUCUCUCGCUCUUAAUCUAAUGCAAAAAUAAUCCCCACCGCUGCCACUGACUGCUCAUAGACCCACAUAAAAUGACAUAUGCUAGCUUAAGGGAAUAGACAUUGAAAGUAUGAGGUUUAUGUAAUUGUUAUAUAAUUAUUUUAUUGUUAUAUAAAAUACUUUUUUAUUUAAAUGUAUGUAUCGCAAUAUGUGUUGGGUUUUAGAGGACAACUCAAUGAACUCCUUUUUGAUAUACAUAUGAAUGUUUUAUAGAUAUAUUUUUUGGAUUCAUAUGCUUUCCAUGAAUAUAAUGUGAUAUUAAUAUUUAAUGCUACUGUCCUCUUGAGAGAUGAGGAACUCCACUGAUUUUGUGACCAAAAAUAAUCUCCUGUUCACCUCCCCGGAUUGAAAUUGUGCCGUAAAAUGAUUUGUCCUGUGACACAACUCCUGGAGCAGCUAUACUGCUAAGCAAGUGUGACAGGAUCAUGUCUAACUAUUGUGUAAUCUGCUGUGGCCGCUCUAUCUUUAAGUACACAUCUUUGUGUCUUCUCCUCCCCUGCUCUAGGUGAUCCAGGCAGUGUUCUUUGGCGUGUGUGUGCUGACAGACCUGUCCAGCCUGCUGACCAAGGGCAGUGAGAGCCAGGAGCAGGACAGGCAGCUUAGGAAGCUCAUUGGCCUGAGGGACUGGAUGAUGGCUGUGCUUGCCUUCCCCGUUGGAGUGGUGAGCGAUAGUCACGACACAACACUAGGCCUGGACCACUGGAAUCUGCUCUCAGAUCUGUUUGUGUUGUAUCGCUACCUCAACAACCAUUGAAGUAGACUAUACUGUACAGCACAACUAGAUCUGGGACUAUGAUAGUGUCCCUUUUACAGUAUGCCAAAGAAGCACAAAUUCACUGAGAAAGAAGCAGAAGACACUGUGAAUGCUCUGCAUUGUUAA